UCCCAUGCUUAUUUUCAGGGGAAAGGAGAUUUUUCCAUUUCUUCAACUGCAUUACAUCACACCUUCACAAAAUCCGCCCAAAUUCAAAAACCUAGAAAAAUCCUCACUCAAUGGAGAGUGGCAGCGGCGCCGCGGUCGUCGGCGAAAGCCGCAGAGAGUUGUUGGGCGCCGAUAUGAUCGAUGGCGUCCGCCAGCCUUCGUGGAGGCUCAACUUGGACGAGUUCCGCCUGCCGGAGCGCGAGUCCGACAACCGCCGCUCCACUUUCAACAUCCCGCGCCUCCUCCGGAAUAAAAAGAAACAACGAAAAAUUGCUGAGUAUUACAAAAACCAGGAGAGACUCCUCGAAGGGUUCAAUGAAAUGGAGACAAUCCAUGAAUCCGGUGCUUUAGCAGAUGCUCUUACUGAGGAUCAACUGAAACAACUUGCGAAGAGUGAGAGGCUAGCUGUUCACAUAUCUAAUGCUGCCAAUCUGGUCCUUUUUAUUGCAAAAGUGUAUGCUUCACUUGAGAGCAGAUCUUUAGCUGUCAUUGCAUCAACUAUGGACUCUUUCCUUGACCUAUUAUCUGGGCUGAUCUUGUGGUUUACGGCCUAUGCUAUGAAAAAUCCGAACCAGUAUCAUUAUCCAAUUGGAAAAAAAAGGAUGCAGCCAGUGGGCAUCAUUGUUUUUGCUUCUGUUAUGGCAACACUGGGAUUACAAAUUAUACUUGAGUCUGUUCGGCAACUGAUAGCUAAGACUGGACCUGAGAUGAACCAUAACCAAGAGAUGUGGAUGAUAGGGAUCAUGGUAUCUGUAACUGUAGUGAAGUUUGUGCUUAUGGUUUAUUGCCGCCGAUUCAAGAAUGAAAUUGUCAGAGCCUAUGCUCAAGAUCAUUUCUUUGAUGUCAUCACCAACUCUGUCGGAUUAGCCACUGCUGUUUUGGCUGUCCGUUUCUACUGGUGGAUAGAUCCUACUGGAGCCAUGAUCAUUGCAAUUUACACAAUCAACACAUGGAGUAGGACUGUUUUCGAAAACGUGAGGUCGCUAAUUGGAAGAACAGCACCUCCAGAUUUCCUUACAAAACUGACUUAUCUAAUAUGGAAUCAUCAUGAGGAAAUUCAGCACAUUGACACAGUUAGGGCAUACACAUUUGGUACUCAUUAUUUCGUGGAGGUUGACAUUGUGUUGCCGCAAAACAUGAUGUUGGGCGACGCACAUAACAUCGGCGAAACGCUACAAGAAAAGCUGGAGCAACUGACCGAGGUGGAGAGAGCAUUUGUGCACAUUGACUUUGAGUUCACUCACAGACCGGAGCACAAGAGCAAAGUCUGAGCAGCAUUCUUUGUCAACAGCAGCUAAUAAUUUUAAAUCCUCUGGCUUCUUAUAAUCAAUUAGGAAGGACUGUUAGUUUUUGCAAUUAUUCUUUUAGGCUCUAGCUUAAGGAGUUCUUGUUCUUCCUAUAAACUGAUCUGUAUUUGCAGACUUGUGCAUUAUUUCAUGGGUGGCUUUAUAAAAUGCCUUUUACAUUUU
Molecule: messenger RNA, 1508 nt
Organism: Salvia hispanica
Lineage: Eukaryota; Viridiplantae; Streptophyta; Magnoliopsida; Lamiales; Lamiaceae
Product: metal tolerance protein 10-like
Biological process (GO): transmembrane transport; monoatomic cation transport
Cellular component (GO): membrane
Molecular function (GO): monoatomic cation transmembrane transporter activity
Source: RefSeq, a predicted model, not a curated record